AUGUGCAGCGAGGAUCAAUGCCCGACACUUGAGCGGAACAAUGUCUCCGUUUUUGCACCAUUCAAAGGUGACUUGGCAGGUCUGGCCGGGUUUGUGGCCACUGAUCACGUCCGUCGCGAAAUCGUAGUCGUUUUCCGCGGCUCGGCCUCGAUCCCCAACUUCCUCGCCGACGCCGUCGUGCUGAUGACGGACUGCUCCUUUGGGGGGCCCGACUGCCGCAUGCACGCCGGCUUUGCGCAGUCAUGGCGUGAGGUCAAGCCGACGGUCCGGCUGCUUGCCCAACAGGCCGCCGCGCAGCAUCCCGGAUACACGCUCGCCUUUACUGGCCACUCGCUGGGGGGCGUCGGCGCACAGCUCGCGGCGCUGGACCUGCGCCGAGAUGGUGGUAUUUUCACUGCGGUGCCGCAGUACAACUACGGCAGCCCGCGCAUCGGCAACGAUGUCUUCGUACGGUACCAAGAGGCGCAGGAGCCCCCGCGCGACUAUCGCGUCACACACUACCAAGACCUGGCCAUAACAUACGUGCCGUUAGCGGCUGGGUUUCGACACCCGUUUCCAGAAUACUGGUUACGUGACGGGCCUGCUACUAGGACUGAAUAUACUAUUGGAGAUAUACAGGUCUGUACCGGGACUGAGCAAAAGCAGUGCAAUUUUUAUUAA
Cordyceps fumosorosea ARSEF 2679 is the source of this 660-nucleotide messenger RNA. RefSeq names its product Lipase, class 3. Gene Ontology annotation, biological process: lipid metabolic process. The record is from RefSeq and is a predicted model, not a curated record. Bases 1 to 660 code for a protein of 219 amino acids. NCBI's taxonomy places the organism in Eukaryota, Fungi, Ascomycota, Sordariomycetes, Hypocreales, Cordycipitaceae. The transcript has 3 exons.